Messenger RNA from Leptinotarsa decemlineata (Colorado potato beetle), 2523 nucleotides. RefSeq names its product Rho GTPase activating protein at 19D (gene RhoGAP19D). Gene Ontology annotation, biological process: signal transduction. NCBI's taxonomy places the organism in Eukaryota, Metazoa, Arthropoda, Insecta, Coleoptera, Chrysomelidae. The record is from RefSeq and is a predicted model, not a curated record. Gene Ontology annotation, molecular function: protein binding.
AAAUUUCAUUUGUUCCAGAUCCUCGGACUAUGGGACAACUGAGUUCAUCGGCAAGUAAUGUCAACCAUAAUACAAGGCUGUCUGUGAAACCUCCGGAUUCGCAUCAUCUUACAAAAACACAUAGUGCUUCCAAUGUAUUUACUCGAACAGUGAAUUCAGAACAUACAAGGAACAGUUUAAAUUCAAUGGACGGCAGUAAUUUCUCAGUGCAAUAUAAAAAUAAAAACGUUAAUAAUGGCGAUAACAGUUUUCGAAAUCUGAGUGCUAAAAGUAAAUUAAGUAAUAGUGACUUGAACAAAAAUUUGAGUGACAGUGUUUGUAAUGAUGUAACAGAUAAUGGAGUGAGUGACAGAAGGGUGACGAGAGGAAAUAUCCGGAGAAGUGGCUCUGUGGAGAAUGUAAAUUGUAGUUUAGUGGACGUUUCCAAUGGAAAUAUGAAAAAAGUCAAGUACGAAAAUGAGAAUGAAUGUCAAAGAUCCGGAUCCUUGGACUCCUUGAACAAAUUGACAAGUGAUGACAGUGAAUCCUUGCUGAAUACAAUGACCAAGAUCUUUGAUGAGAAGCUUACUAAUAAAGAUCAUUCCUUACAAUCCAUCAUGACUUCUGAAGAUAUUCCUUAUGUGGAUGACUCCCCAGAAAAACAACCCUAUAAAAAAUCCUAUUUGGAUAAGGAGAAUAUUCCACAGGCUAGUGAUCUGUACAGAAAUCCUAGUUUACAUAAAAGCCAAUUUGGAUCCUCUGCGUUGCAUAAAAAAGGAGUCAAAGAGUUCUUGGACAAGGAAAAGGAAGAAGAUACAAUGGCUAUUGAAAACGUACCUGAUAAUGAUAGGCUCAUAGGUAAAAGUGCAUUAGUUUCUAAUAACAAGUUGAAUCAAAGUGGUUCAAAAUUGAGACGUUCCGAAUCCUUGAAUAAACCUGAACGAACCGUAUCACCACUCAACAGCAAAUUGAAACGAUCUGAAAGUCUGAAUAAAUCCGGAGAUAAACUGAAGAGGUCUGACAGUUUGAGCAAGACUGAAAAAACUGAAAGUAAUAAUAACAAACGGCGCGAGCUGUCACUCAACAACCGAAGAUUCAGAGAGAGCACAAAAAAUAAACGUAAGAAUGGAAUGCCAGACCGCUCUAUCAAACGAAGACAUACAGUUGGAGGGACUAAAGAUCCUGACAAAGUCACUUGGUUGAUGGAUAAUAAAAAUCAGGAGGAAUCUAGCAGGGAAAAUAGGAAAGAGAAACACUUGCGAACGAGCUCACCAGAUCUAAGUUCUGCUCGUAGAGAUCGAUUUUUCUUCGAAAUCAACUUCAUAGGCCCUGAAAAUAUGGUAGUUGCAUUGAGGCAGCACUUGAUUGGGGCUCGUCCACAGAGUUUUCCAGAAUCGUCAGUAUUCAAAGUUCCACUUGAAUCCCACGUUUGAAAGACGAGAUGUGCCUUACGUAUAAAACGGAAACAUCAAAAUAGAGACUGAUUUAUACUGGAUGUGCAAUAGUUGUGCAUUUUAUUUAUUUGUAAUGUUUUAACAGGACUUUGUUUGGAAAUUAAUGACGAUGCAUUUCAGAAUAUUGCAUCAAAACAUUUACUGUAUUUGUAUUUAAUUUUUGGUCAUAUUGAACCAAUAUUUUCAAUUUUUAUUGAUGACUUCUUCCUGUAAUUAAUAUUUGCAUGCAUUUAUUCAUUGUGAAUAAAUAUAUUUCCUAGUCCAUAUUGUUUUCAGUGAAUCUUACAAUAAGGUUCAUUUAUUUAUUUGAUUAUCAUAAAAGAACAUUUUGUAUUAGCUCAUUUUUCAUGUUCUGAAAUGCAUUCUCAAUUGAACAUACUGAACAUUAAAUUAUUAAAAUAUCUUUCGAAAAGACAAAUCAAAUUUCUUAUUGAAAGGGCAGGUUAAUUUUUAAAUGAUUGCGCAUAUUUUGUUAUAUUAUUUAUAGUUUGCUUCUUUGAAUGUAUUGUGAUUCUAAAAAUAAUUCCAAUUCGAAGCAAUUGAAUUUUGUGAUAAAACGCUAGUUUAGGCUUCUGUACAUAUGAAUACUUACAUUAAUUUCACUCAAAAUCAAUUUAUCUCUCCUUAUCUGCAAGAGCUGAGCAUUUAUUUAUGUAAGAUGUUUGGAAAAGUAAAUGUCUUUAGGAAUUGUAGCGCUUGUUCUAGAUGAAAUUAUGAUUUUAUUAUUUUGAAUCAGAUUAUCAACUUGAAAAUUCUUUAAUUAUUGAAAGAUGAUUAAGCGUUACAAAGGUAUCACUUUUUGUAACAUAGUGCUCCCUGUUGUUGAUGUUUCUUAUACAGUAUUAUAUAAAAUACUGUGCCAAAAAUAUAUAACUAUUGCUAAAGUCAUAUUAAAAAAUGUAGCUAGCUGAUCCUGUAAAUAGAAAUUGUUUAUUAUUACUUGAGAAUUGGUGUAAAAAAGGUGAAGUCUUAAAUGCUAGGCUGUUGUAUUUCUUGCCCGUUAUUGUUUUUAUAGUUUUAAGUACAAGAAAUGUAUGUGUUGUUGUAAUUUGUGAAAAAUUGUAAAUAUAUUUUCAAAUUAUGCACUUUA